Molecule: messenger RNA, 750 nt
Organism: Eupeodes corollae
Lineage: Eukaryota; Metazoa; Arthropoda; Insecta; Diptera; Syrphidae
Exons: 2
Coding region: 1-750 (249 amino acids)
Source: RefSeq, a predicted model, not a curated record
AUGGAUUUCGCUAGUCGUGCUUCUUAUCGUGGUCAAGUAACCAAAUUAGUAAAGAGCGCGAACGAAUACCUACAAUCUGAUGACUCUAAAAUAAAAGAAACGUCGAAUAUAGAUGAAAUCGAGGAGGAAUUAAGUGUUCUGUUAGAGCGGCUCACAGCCACUAAUGAAAGCUUAAAAAAAGCAAACGGUGAUGUGGUGCCGUUAAUAAAAUCAGAUGACAUGGGAAAAGAAGCUGAUACUGUAGCGGAAUACGAAGACAAAGCAAUAUCUACAAUCGCACGACUUAGGUGUCGCCUGUCUAAGCUUCGUCAUUGUCAAGGGCAACCUACAAUCAACGAUAUUAACGAUACCACUCAAACAACAGCACCACUUCCUCCUCUGCCACCUAUCCCGCCAUCGAAUUUCAAUGCAAUUAAAUUAAAAAAAUUGCAGCCAAAGAAGUUCUCUGGCGAAUUUAAAGAUUGGGUUCCAUUUUGGGAACAAUAUCGUGUUCUCGUUCAUGCAAACCCUUCUCUUAGUACCAUCGAUAAAUUUAAUUAUCUCGAAACUGUAUUGACAGGUAAAGCAGCAGAAACAUUAGCUGGUCUCACUCCAUCAGAAGCCAACUACGUUACAGCUAUUACAUUAUUGAAAGAAGAAUACGGAAACAACGAGAAGAUUAUAGAUUUCACGAUGCAACGUUUGCUCUCUAUUCAACCCGUUAAUUCGAAGACAGAUGCUGUUGGUCUGCGACGGUAUCCCGUCGUCUAA